Cornus florida is the source of this 2348-nucleotide messenger RNA. RefSeq names its product probable methyltransferase PMT6. Gene Ontology annotation, molecular function: methyltransferase activity. The record is from RefSeq and is a predicted model, not a curated record. NCBI's taxonomy places the organism in Eukaryota, Viridiplantae, Streptophyta, Magnoliopsida, Cornales, Cornaceae. Gene Ontology annotation, cellular component: trans-Golgi network; cytoplasm; endosome. The transcript has 7 exons. Bases 227 to 2038 code for a protein of 603 amino acids.
GUGACGACUCCAAGAAAGAAACGCCCAAGUGUUCUUCUUCACUUCCUUUCUUUCAUGCGUUUUUUUCUCUCAUCAACGAGAUCUCUCUCAUUACAAUAUCUUCUGAUCUCUCGAGAGGGACAGCAAAACGCGAAGAGAAGCAGCCCUUACCCACCUCUCUUUUAUCUCUCUAGAAUAAUAUAUAUUUUCUCUCUCUAGAAAUAGGAGGAGGUAGGGGGCGAGGGAAAUGGGUGGUUUCCUGUGGUCAUCAUCAGCCUUCGAUUCGAAGUCUGGACAACUCAUUUUAGUGUCUCUAUUGGUAAUGACGGCGUCUUUCUACACGGGCACGUUCUUCGGCCGCAAUUCCUCCAUUUAUGCACCACAACUUCCCUCCAAUUCUUCAUCACUCUCAUCUUCAUCCCCUGGUAUUCCAAAAUUUACAAACAAAGUUGCCAUCUCUUAUAGGAAAUUACCUCUUACAAUCCCAGAAGUUGGGAUGAAUAUAUGCCCUUUGACAUUCAAUGAGUAUAUUCCCUGCCAUGAUGUUUCUUACAUGAAAGAGUUGAUGCCAAAGUUAGAUAUUUCCAAGAGAGAAGAACUGGAUAGACAUUGCCCUCCACUUGAGAGGCGCUUAUUUUGCUUAGUGCCUCCACCAGAUGACUAUAAGAUUCCAAUACGAUGGCCAACUAGUAGGGACUAUGUGUGGCGAAGCAAUGUGAAUCAUACACGUCUUGCUGAGGUAAAAGGAGGACAAAAUUGGGUGCAUGAGAAGAAUCAGUUGUGGUGGUUUCCAGGUGGUGGUACUCAUUUCAAGCAUGGGGCUCCUGAGUACAUUCAGAGGUUAGGGAAUAUGACGACAAAUGAAACAGGCAAUUUACGUUCUGCUGGGGUAUUUCAAGUUUUGGAUGUUGGUUGUGGGGUUGCCAGCUUUUCAGCUUAUCUACUUCCCUUAGAUAUACAAACAAUGUCGUUUGCUCCCAAAGAUGGUCAUGAAAACCAAAUUCAAUUUGCUUUGGAGCGAGGAAUUGGUGCUAUGAUUUCUGCUUUAGCCACAAAACAGCUGCCAUAUCCCAGUAGCUCAUUUGAUAUGGUUCACUGCUCAAGGUGUCGUGUUGAUUGGCACGAGAAUGAUGGUAUUCUACUAAAAGAGGUGAAUCGCCUCCUCCGGUAUAAUGGAUAUUUUGUCUAUUCAGCUCCACCUGCUUAUAGAAAAGAUAAAGAUUUUCCGAUGAUAUGGGAUAAGUUGACAAAUAUUACUUCUGGAAUGUGCUGGAAACUUAUUGCUCGGAAAGUUCAGACAGCGAUCUGGAUUAAGCAAGAAAAUCGGCCAUGCAUCCAGCAAAAUGCAGAGCAAAAGCUUGUAAAUAUAUGUGAUUCUGUGGAUGAUUCUAAACCAUCAUGGAAUACACUACUAAGGAACUGUAUAACGCUAAGUAAUGCAGGAUCUGAUUCUCGGAAACUCCCCCCAAGGCCACAGCGUCUCUCAGAAUAUUCAGAAACUCUCAAUCAUAUAGGUAUCAAUCAAGAGAAAUUUAUUUCAGAUACCAUCUUCUGGCAAGAUCAAGUUCGCCAUUACUGGAGGUUGAUGAAUGUUGACGAGAGAGAAAUACGAAAUGUCAUGGACAUGAAUGCUCUCUUUGGUGGAUUUGCAGUUGCUUUGAAUACAUGGCCUGUUUGGGUGAUGAAUGUAGUUCCAGUAAGCAUGAAUAAUACAUUGUCUGCUGUUUACAAUCGGGGUCUCGUAGGUGCUUUUCAUGACUGGUGUGAGCCAUUCUCAACAUAUCCACGGUCAUAUGAUCUGUUGCAUGCCAAUCAUCUUUUUUCUCAUUAUAGAAAGCGUGAAGAAAGUUGCUUACUUGAGGAUAUCCUUCUUGAGAUGGACCGUAUUAUUCGACCUCAGGGAUUUAUGAUUAUUAGAGAUGAUGCAUCCAUUAUAUCAAGAAUACAAGAUAUUGCUCCUAAAUUUCUUUGGGAGGUUCAAUCACAUUUACUGGAAAAUGAACAAAAGAAAACGGAACCAGUGCUAAUUUGCAGGAAGAAGUUUUGGGCAAUUGCCUAAGGUUACCAGCAUUCAGAGCUUUGCAAUGCAGGUUUUUUCAAUUUUUUAAUUUUUUAUGUCCACGCGUGAAUAGGUUGCUUGUAUCAUGAGGCUGCUGUAUUUGAUCUUCCAUUUUUUGGCCUGUAUUUGCAAAUGCUUAAUGGCCAUGUUAACCGAAGGAAGAUAGAAACUUAAUAGUUUGUUGGUUUUUAAUUAAUUUAUAGUAUAUGUUUAGAGAGGUUUUAGUUCAUGAAUUUGUGUACAAAAUGAUUGACCUGGGUUUAUUCCUCCUUCUUGAACAAACAGAAAUUUAGUAUGUUUCCUUUGAAAA